AUGCAUAGGUUUGUUGGCGAGAAAAGUGAUGCUCAAGGCAACGUUUGUUACAGUGGUAGUCAUGGUAACCGUGGUUAUUAUGGUAGUCUUGGCAACCGUGGCUACAGUGGUAGUCAUGGUAACCCGACACUCAUUGCAGAUACAAUCUCAACAGUCUGUCCAACAACCCAUCAACAUGAGCGCACUAUACCAAGUAGGAAGAGCAUGCAGCGGUGGUUUGGAAUGGAUGGUGUUGUGGAGAGCAAUAUACCAAGAAGGAAGACAAUGUGGUUUGUAAUGGAUGGUGCUGUAGAGCGCACCAUACCAAGUAGGAAGACAAUGCAGCGGUGGUUUGGAAUGGAUGGUGUUGUGGAGAGCAAUAUACCAAGAAGGAAGACAAUGUGGUUUGUAAUGGAUGGUGCUGUAGAGCGCACUAUACCAUGUAGGAAGAUCAACAUCGUCGUUAAACUCAUCGUUUACAUCUUUUCAGUAUUCUCUUUCGUGGCUUCGCUCCUGUCUUUGGCUCUCAUCUCGCUAGAACGAGUCUUCGCAAGUGUCUUUCCUUUUCGACACCGUGCAACGCCUUCCAAUAACUACACCAUAGUUUUUGGAUUUUUGUGGUUGUUAACUAUGGCCGUGUCCUUGUUUUUCAACUUUACACCUCGCUCGCAAUUCCAUGCAGUGUUCAUUUGCUAUUGGGCAAUUUUGACCGUUUCCCUAGCAACUAUGAUCGUUUCCUAUACCAUAAUUUUUAUCAAAGUCAAGCUGCAAGACAAACGACAGGUUCAUGCACAGCACACAAUAUCAUCGAUGCUGAGGACACAAAGACUUGAGCGUAAUUUGGCAAUGACCCUUUUCAUCGUCACCUUCGUAUCCCUGUUAACAUGGCUACCGUACCUAACGGUACGAGUAAUUUUCCUUAUGAACUACACAUCGUUUGACCUUUCUAGGAGUCUUCCUAGCAUGAUAUCGAUUGUAUUUUUGAUACAGUGUCUGAAUUCACUGGUAAAUCCUGUCAUUUACGUUUACAGGAUGAAAGAUUUUAGGAAGGCUUUUUUCCAGCUGAUUUUGAGGUGUUCACGUGAUAGGGCCAGCGUUCCUCCUAUCGGGCCGGUAGCGGCAACUGAAGGUGAUUUAACGAGAGAAAUGACCUUGCAAAGUUAG
Messenger RNA from Actinia tenebrosa (Australian red waratah sea anemone), 1143 nucleotides. RefSeq names its product cysteinyl leukotriene receptor 2-like. NCBI's taxonomy places the organism in Eukaryota, Metazoa, Cnidaria, Anthozoa, Actiniaria, Actiniidae. The record is from RefSeq and is a predicted model, not a curated record.